This is a messenger RNA of Caenorhabditis bovis, 489 nucleotides long. NCBI's taxonomy places the organism in Eukaryota, Metazoa, Nematoda, Chromadorea, Rhabditida, Rhabditidae. The record is from the annotation of a GenBank genome assembly.
AUGCUCGAAUCACCCGAUUCGCCCGUUGUUGUCUGGUCGAGACCACCGUCUUUGAGAUCGUUGCGAUCCGGAAAGAAAGUCGUACCUGGACAAUAUGUUCUGGACGAGCCGGACACUUUAUGCGUGCUUCCGUCGUCGAUGCGAAUCGUGUGUUCAUUGCUCACUAUCCUCCUCAUCCUUUCGCUUCUUGCCGCGAUUCUGAACAGCCUUCAGAGCAGUUCAAACUCAUCGGCCAGCUAUUGCAAACGUCCGGAACAAGCUUUCAGCCCAUCAAUUCUAUGUCCUCGAGAAUCGAUGUUCUUUUUUUAUCAAUGUUGCUCCGAUGAUUCAGACGGCAAAAAAUGUUGCUCAAAAGUGCGAAUUUGGUUACUUUUGGCAAUCACUUGCGUUAUCGCUUCGUGUCUUCUUGGAAUAUUCUACUCGAUUUCCAGAUACUUUUGCCGCAAUUGUCAUCUUUCGACAACUUUUGCAAGACCGAUUCGAUUAUAA